AUGAUGACACGAAAAGAUAGUACUGUCAAUGAUCCUCUCUCUCAAUCGUUGAAUUACAACACCUAUUCAACAUUUACUCAUGAUUAUCAUCAUCGUCAUAAUCCUUGGGAAAAGCCGACUUAUGCAACAUUUGCCUAUCAACCCACACCGUUCACAAUAGGAACAUUAUCUUCAACCGGUGGUCUAAUGAAUAAAUCUAGUGAUUCAUAUUCAUCAUCGAAUCUUAAUCACACAACUUCGAGUCUCUGUCGACGCCAUACUGAAUCAGCCUUGCCAACAUCGACCUCAAUUUAUGCUUCGUCCACAUCGAAUCAUUUGCUGUGGAAUCCAUUUCAUUACCCACAACACACACCUGCAAAUUAUCAUCCGCCUGGACUUUUUCUUGGAUGGAAUAAUGGUCCAUCGCUAAUGCGUACACAUAGUGCUUCAUUUCGAGAUUAUCCACAAUCAACUCUCUUUCCGCCUUACAAUUUAUCCGGUUCUUCAAUUUCACAACCGACAACAACUACCAAAUCUACUGAACGUCAACCAUCCAUACGACCGAUCAAUACACUGUUCAAUUACGAUUAUUCUCUAUUUUCAAAUGGGAUUCCACCGUCCCAUUUACCAUUGUCUUCAUUACCACCUACGACUGCCCCUUCGAAAUCUAAACGUUCCAUUCCAACUGUCAAACGACGUCCUCGUAUAACUCCACAGCUUCGUUAUGAAAUUCUUAAAUUAAAAACUAAUAAUCCGACCAUGUUCAUUUGGGAAAUUCAACAAGCACUAGUACAGAAUGGUGUUUGCACCAGUCAAACAUUACCAAAUACAGCAGCUAUCCAACGUAUCCUUAAUGAGUCGCCAACAUCUAGUACUUCCAUCAAAGAUGCAUAUGAAUCUCCAUCCAUUUUACCAUUCUCCACAACACUAGAUAAUCUUCCUGAAGCGAAAACUUCAUCGUCAGUGACGAUAUGCCUAUCUUCGUCGCCAUCCGAUACAGAAUCGACAUCGGAGUGUUCGAUUUGUCUCGAUACCUACCGUAGUGGACAAGAAGUUAGUAUCCUAUCGUGUUCGCAUGAGUAUCAUUCGUCAUGUAUCAAAGAAUGGAUGAUCAAGAAUCGUUCGUGUCCAAUGUGUCGAAAGGACAUUCAUAACCAACCCCAAUUUGUUACUUUACUUAUUUGA
Molecule: messenger RNA, 1164 nt
Organism: Adineta ricciae
Lineage: Eukaryota; Metazoa; Rotifera; Eurotatoria; Adinetida; Adinetidae
Source: the annotation of a GenBank genome assembly